Molecule: messenger RNA, 750 nt
Organism: Porites evermanni
Lineage: Eukaryota; Metazoa; Cnidaria; Anthozoa; Scleractinia; Poritidae
Source: the annotation of a GenBank genome assembly
GUGGGUAAUUCAGGCUAUGGUAAGACGAUCACUAACCAACUGAAACACAGAAACGUGGAGUAUUGCAGUGACGCAGAGGCCAGCCGAAAAGUCAACACCCCACUGUUCUGGAAACUGGAUAAUAUCACAGAAGAUACUUAUGAAGUAGAGUCUUGUAAGAAAACUAUUAAGUUAAACUUACCUAUUCAAGUCGGGUUUUUUGUGUAUCAGUAUGCUAAGUUACCCAUGCUGCAGUUUUAUUAUGAUUUUCUAGACAAGUAUCUCGAUCGCAGCGAUUUUCAAAUGUGUGAAAUGGAUACGGAUUCAGCGUAUAUCGCUAUUGCUGGGGAGAGUGUGGAAAGUUUAGUCAAACCAGAAUUGAAAGCAGAGUUCGAAGCCGAUAAAUGCAACUGGUUUCCCCGUACGGAUACACCCGAGCAUAAAGCCUAUGAUAAGCGAACCCCGGGUCUUUUUAAGGUUGAGUGGGAGGGACAAGGAAUUAUCGGGUUGUGUUCAAAAACCUACUACUGUUUUGGGGCCAAAGAUAAGUUUUCUUGCAAAGGAGUCAAUAAGAAAUGCAAUGACAUUAACAAAGAUAAAUACCUUAAUGUCUUACUUACAAAACAAAAUAGUUCUGGGGUGAAUCGAGGGUUCAGAGUUGUAAAUAAUACUAUAUACACUUAUACCCAGGUCAGAGAUGCCUUUUCGUAUUUUUACCCGAAACGUAAAGUUUUGGCUGAUGGAGUUAACACCACUCCACUUGACAUUUAA